AGCUGGACAAGGCGGCCCCGACAUCCUGGAAGAGUUUACACGUCCACGAGGCAGCUACCGUUGCUGUGACGACGCGGGAAAGAGAGAGAGGGGAAAUAGAGAGAGAAGCUACUCGAGCUACCCGGGACUUUCGUAGAAGAAGAAAAAACCGCCACACAAAAGACUCGGAGCAUUUCUCUUUCUUUAAAAAAGAAAAUAACAACCGGGACAGUUGAAGGUAUUUGCAACGGAGCAAAAACAACGACGACAACAACUACAAACCGUUACGAUGACUGCCUUCUGAGCGAGAGCCAGCGGGAGACUUCCAGAGGACGUUCUUCCAUCGUCGUGAACUCUACACAAAAGACUCAAAGACGAAAGAAUACAACAAGAGCGUUUCGCCCGCACCGCAGCCAUGGACUCGGGGAAGCAAAUAACGUUUACGUUGAUGCUGAGUGUUGGAGCGGCUGUCAUCGGCUCCCUGCAGUUCGGCUACAACACCGGAGUCAUCAACGCCCCCCAAAAGGUGAUUGAGAAGUACAUCAAUGAGACGUGGUUCGAGCGAUACCAGGAGCCCAUCAGCAAGGGCUCCCUCACCGCCAUCUGGUCCGUCUCCGUCGCCAUCUUCUCUGUCGGGGGCAUCUUCGGCUCCUUCUCCGUCGGCCUCUUCGUCAACCGCUUCGGAAGGAGGAACUCGAUGCUCAUGGCCAACGUCCUGGCCUUCGUCGCAGCCAUCCUGAUGGGCUUCUCGAAGAUGGCGAGCUCCUGGGAAAUGCUGAUCGCCGGGCGUUUUGUGGUGGGCCUCUACUCCGGCCUCACCACGGGCUUCGUGCCCAUGUACGUGGGCGAGGUUUCCCCAACGGCCCUCCGCGGAGCCCUGGGCACAUUCCACCAGCUGGGCAUCGUCGUCGGCAUCCUCAUCGCGCAGAUCUUUGGAAUGGAGGCCAUCAUGGGCAACGACGACUUGUGGCCGCUCCUUCUGGGCUUCACCUUCCUCCCCGCGGUGUUCCAGUGCAUCCUGCUGCCUCUCUGCCCCAAGAGCCCCCGCUUCCUGCUCAUCAACAUGAACGAAGAGAGCAAGGCCAAGGCCGUGUUGAAGAAGCUCCGAGGCACCACCGACGUGAGCUCCGACAUGCAGGAGAUGAAGGAGGAGAGCCGGCUGAUGAUGAGGGAGAAGACGGUGACCAUCCUGGAGCUGUGCCGCUCGCCGCUCUACCGCCAGCCCCUCCUGAUCGCCGUCGUCCUGCAGCUCUCCCAGCAGCUGUCCGGCAUCAACGCCGUGUUCUACUACUCCACUCGUAUCUUUGAGAAAGCCGGAGUGGAGCAGCCCGUCUACGCCACCAUUGGAGCCGGCGUGGUGAACACAGCGUUCACUGUGGUGUCGCUGUUUGUCGUGGAGCGAGCGGGACGCCGGUCUCUGCACAUGCUGGGGCUGCUGGGAAUGGCCGGAUCCGCCAUCUUGAUGACGAUUGCCUUGGCUCUGUUGGAGCAGCUCAAGUGGAUGUCGUACGUGAGCAUCGUGGCCAUCUUCUCCUUCGUGGCGUUCUUCGAGAUGGGACCGGGUCCCAUCCCCUGGGUCACCGUGGCAGAGUUGUUCUCACAGGGACCCCGGCCCUCGGCCUUCGCCGUGGCCGGUUUCUCCAACUGGACCGCAAACUUCAUCGUGGGAAUGGGCUUCCAGUAUGUCGAGGAGCUGUGCGGCCCCUACGUGUUCAUCAUCUUCACCGUGCUGCUGCUCCUGUUCUUCGUCUUCACCUUCUUCAAAGUGCCGGAGACCAAGGGUCGGACGUUUGACGAGAUCUCGGCCGGCUUCCGCCGGUCGGCCGGCGGCAGAAUGGAGAAGCACUCGCCGGAGGAGCUCAACAGCCUGGGAGCCGACUCUCAGCUCUGAGCCCCUUUUAACUCGUGGACGAGCUCUUCCUCAGAGCGAGGAGGAGGAGGAGGAUGGGAAGGCUCGACCAGCUAGAAGUAGACACAUCCAUAUUGGUAGAGUCGUCUUCACACUGUCACCACAUUUCGGGCCUUUCUGACCAAAACGAAGGCCCCGUGUGAUUCUCCUACAUGACGUCCUCUGCUGCCCCCUUGUGGUCACACGAAGAAGCACACGCUCAAUGGGCACUGUGUCGCCCCGGGGCGGAGAUAAGAGGGGAGCUGAGGAUAGACGGGGAAGGUUUGAAAAAAAUAUUUUAAAGGGUAUUUUAAAAAGAUUUAACAAUCUUUUUGUUUUCACUGAACAUACAUAUAUAACUGCUCUGUGCUUGUGCUCUGCCCUUUGUAGCCUGUUACCAGACAGUCAGUCUGUCACUCUCUGGCUGAAGAGAUCAGUUCACAAACACGUGUUUCUAUCACUCUCACUGUAAAGCUGCAUCACUGGAGACGGCAGCGCUGGAGAUGCUGCACAGCUCCGCCUCUCCCCACCAGGUGGCGCUCUGCCCUAAAAAACACAAGCAGGUCCCAAUGCACCGCUGAUGUGAAAUAACUUAUUUGUACCUUUUUAGAGUUACUGAGUACACAGACUGAUCAGUGCACUGCUGCGAGGAUUCAAAUCUCACUCAUGAAACUAGAGCUCCACACAUUAUACGUGUUACUUAUUCGACUCUUGCUGGACAAUGUUUUACUCCUUUUUUUAUUGUUCGAUAAAAGACUUUCCUUCGUGAAGAUGUUUUAGACUCUUGUCCGCAAAGAGAGUGAUACAUCAAGAAGCUAAUCCACCAUUUAUGUAUCUUUACUCCUUUUUAUAGCAGUACGAUCUGUGCGAGAGGAACAUAAUCUACACACGGCGGAGUAGAAUAAAUAAAUCAUCCGUUUGACUGACAAGAGAUAAGUACGCGUUCACAAUCAGCAUCCGUCUCCCAGAAACCAAACAAUUGUGAGAUGUACGUUCCCCCUCUGACACAAUAGAGCAGGCCUAUUCAACUAGCGGCCCGCGGGCCGGAUGCGGCCCGUUUGAGUUUAACUUUGGCCCGCAAGACUGCCUGCAAAUCAGUAUAGCUUGGUAAGAAAAAAUAAAACUGACGGAAAUAAAAAUAAAAAGAUCGCCCGACCUGGUUUCGAUCCCUUUCACGCAAAAGGAGUCUGCACUCAAAGACACGCAGUCUGUGCGCUGCGCCACCAGAUAUUAGUUUCAUCCCAAGUCAUUUAUAUAUUGGUGGCUGUAGCUCAGUGGGGUAAGAGGGCCGUCCUUCAACCGCAGGGUUGUGGGUUCGAUCCCCGCUCUCCCCAUUAGUUGCAAGUUGAAGUGUCCUUGAGCAAGGCACUGAACCCCCAGUUGCUUCCCGGGCGCUUCACCGCAGCCCACUGCUCCUUAAUAACUAAGGAUGGGUUAAAUGCAGAGAACUAAUUUCCCCUUGGGGAUUAGUAAAAGUGUAUAUUAUUAUAUUGAUCCAUUAAGUCACAUUUCUUAUGUUUUCAUGGGAACAGUUUGGUUGAAGGGACCUGAAACAACUGGUUACCUUGAGCGGAUAUUUACACUUUGAAACAUGUUCAUAGUGAUGCUUGUUCGCAACACUUUUGCCACACAAUACCGACGCAUUUUCGUGUGUGACUGUUUACCUGUGGAAAUAUACAUUACUGUUUUUAAUUUUUAGCCAUUAUUUGAUCAAUAUUCUGUGCGGCCCUCACACCCCCCGUGAUUUUCUUAUUCGGCCCACUUGGUACUGAAGUUGAAUAGCCCUGCAAUAGAGCCUCUGACACAAUAGAGCCUCCUCUGUAACAAUAGAGCCUCCUCUGACACAAUAGAGCCUCCUCUGACACAAUAGAGCCUCUGACACAAUAGAGCCUCCUCUGACACAAUAGAGCCUCCUCUAACAAUAGAGCCUCUGACACAAUAGAGCCUCCUCUGUAACAAUAGAGCCUCCUCUAAAACAAUAGAGCCUCCUCUGACACAAUAGAGCCUCCUCUAAAACAAUAGAGCCUCCUCUGACACAUUAGAGCCUCCUCUGUAACAAUAGAGCCUCCUCUAAAACAAUAGAGCCUCCUCUAAAACAAUAGAGCCUCCUCUGUAACAAUAGAGCCUCCUCUAAAACAAUAGAGCCUCCUCUGACACAAUAGAGCCUCCUGUGACACAAUAGUGCCUCCUCUGACACAAUAGAGCCUCAUCUGACACAAUAGAGCCUACUCUGACACAAUAGAGCCUCCUCUGACACAAUAGUGCCUCCUCUGACACAAUAGAGCCUCAUCUGACACAAUAGAGCCUCCUCUGACACAAUAGAGCCUCCUCUGACACAAUAGUGCCUCCUCUAACACAAUAGAGCCUCCUCUAAAACAAUAGAGCCUCCUCUAAAACAAUAGAGCCUCCUCUGACACAAUAGAGCCUACUCUGACACAAUAGUGCCUCCUCUGACACAAUAGAGCCUCAUCUGACACAAUAGAGCCUCCUCUGACACAAUAGUGCCUCCUCUGACACAAUAGAGCCUCCUCUGACACAAUAGAGCCUCCUCUGACACAAUAGAGCCUCCUCUGACACAAUAGUGCCUCCUCUGACACAAUAGAGCCUCCUCUGUAACAAUAGAGCCUCCUCUGACACAAUAGUGCCUCCUCUGACACAAUAGAGCCUCCUCUGACACAAUAGAGCCUCCUCUGACACAAUAGAGCCUCCUCUGCCUUCACAGCCUUCCCAGCCUCGUCCCUGAGGAGCGGCGUGAGGUCCGGUCGGCCCGAUCCAGACUGAACGCUUCUGGAGGAUCUUCACUUUCACUGUUCCCUCUAUCGUCCCAUCACCUGUCGGGCGAUCCCAGAGUCUGUUCACUCACACUGCUCCUCUGUGACAUCGAGGAAGCAUCUUCAGAGAAAAAAUCAAAGAAAAACCACAACUACAACAACAGCAACAACAACAACAACAACGGUGGACCAGAGGGAGCGUCGGCCUUUUGGAAGUUGCUCUAUGUCCUGAAAGCCGCCGGUCCGUCUCGGGCCGAGCCCCCAUCGCUCCUCCACGCGUCCGGAGGAGGUGGCCGCGCGUCGCUCUGCUGCCUCGAGUCCUGCGCUGUUGGUCGAGUCGCCGGCGGCGCCCGCUGUGUCGCUCGUUGAACCUUUCUUUUUUUUAAAUGGUGUUUUCUUUCAAUUAUAAAUUUGAGGAACGUUAUCUUUUCUUUUUUUUAGCAGCACUUUAUUUCUCACACAGACAUUUAUUUUUGUCGUUUUCCUUUUCUUUUUUCUACUCUCAGUGAGAACCCGUCGUGCCCGAAGAGAGGCCGACUCCUUGGCACUCGGCACACGUGUGUGAAACGGUGUCAUGGGUUCAGAUCUAUUACGGUCUCGUAUUCAGCAAAUUGAAUCUCAUGAGGAUCCAUAAUUGGUUUGUUAAUUAUUGUACAUAGCCUCUCCAUAUGUUGUCAUUUGACGGGUCUCCUCUCCCUCCCUGGAAAGCAUUGGAACACUUUUUGUGCCUUUUGUCGUAUCUUCACCAGCAAAACUCCUAAAAUGGCCCCAAAUGAUGUCGUUCCCCACGCAGACGGAUGUCUAGCAAAUAUCAAAACUAUAUUUGAUGUACAUUUUAACUCGGGCAUUUGAUUUGAAUUGUAGUCUUUGAAAACAGAUGUAAAUAUGAAACACUAUCGCCUCACCCACUCCACAUUUAUUAAAUAUUUAACUGUAAGAAACUUUUUUUUCUCAUAUAGAUAAAUUAAUUAUUAGUACUGUAGCUGUUUUAGCCUCCAUACUUACUACUGUUCCCGUUUUGAUUUUAUACCUGAAGACAUGUGGCCUAAAUAACAGCAUAUUCAUUUUAAUUCAGAUUUUAUCGAGACAAAUUCAGUAGAGUCUUUUCAUUUUUAGUGCACAGAGUAUUCUAAUGUUUGUAAUAAUAAAAAACAUCUGCGUGCAUGGUUGUUGGAUAUUGUACAUAUGGGUAGAGAUGGAGGAUGUGCUGAGCGGGUUGACGGUCUUGUGAAAGUGGUUUAAAAGACGAAUAAAAGAAAUCAUGCAUUCGGA
Molecule: messenger RNA, 5910 nt
Organism: Pseudoliparis swirei
Lineage: Eukaryota; Metazoa; Chordata; Actinopteri; Perciformes; Liparidae
Product: solute carrier family 2, facilitated glucose transporter member 1-like
Exons: 10
Coding region: 395-1870 (491 amino acids)
Biological process (GO): response to insulin; monosaccharide transmembrane transport
Cellular component (GO): apical plasma membrane; basolateral plasma membrane
Molecular function (GO): hexose transmembrane transporter activity
Source: RefSeq, a predicted model, not a curated record